Messenger RNA from Cajanus cajan (pigeon pea), 1208 nucleotides. The record is from RefSeq and is a predicted model, not a curated record. Lineage: Eukaryota; Viridiplantae; Streptophyta; Magnoliopsida; Fabales; Fabaceae.
CAUUGAUGCUAGAGGCCCAAAAGAAUAAAGUUUGAAAGAGGUCCAAAAGAUCUCCCACAGUAGCACGGAGCUGCGGAACCCUAAAUCUUGAAGGAGUUGCGCCGGCACGCCGCCCAGCCCCAGCCCCAACCGGAGUUGCAGAUUAGAAAGGUUGCUGCAUUAUUACUUUCAUCACAUAGUAGGAGAAACAUCUAUUUGUGAGAAACGAGAAUUCAACCCUUCAAAGAAAGGCCGGAAAAUUUCAAAGGAACUUGUUGCAGUCAUUGAUUCUAGGCAAUGGAGAAAAGGCCUGAACAUGGUGCCAACACAUCACUAUUGCCUUCUACUGGAUUUGGAUCCAGGUUCUCGAAUUUGAACAAGUCUUUCAAAUAUUCUCUCCGAUCUUUGCUCACUUCAUGCUCAAAGGAGGAAUUUUUUAAAGCAUUUUCAAGUUUCUCUAACAAUGAAAAGGAGUUGCUCCAUCGUCUAUUUCUUCAGGUCAUUACUUCAUUGCAUCAAAACAUAGAGGAUGGAUUUGAGACAGUAUGUCUUCAAACACAGGCAGGAGCCACUCUUGAUGCUGUAGAGGAAAUUGUGGAAGAACAAGAUAUGGAUGUCUUGUUUUCAGAUAGGAGUAACAUAAUGGAUGUUGCUGAGAAUCUGUCUAUGGAAAAGAAGAAUGAAAUACAACACUUAAUGAAUAUGAUUCAAAUGGGAGAGGAACAUAAUCAAAUGUUGCGCACCCGACUACAACAACUCAGGGAAGGCAAUCAAGUAUUGUCUGGUGCUUCACAAGCUGUUGAGAAGCUCAAAAGCAUGAAUUUAAAUUAUGUGGCCUGCAGUGGUGAUGGGAUCAAUAAUGUGUAGCAUGUCUUGCACAUGCUCACCUGCAAUGCUUCUGAAGAUUCUAUUACUUCACGAGUAAAUCUACAUAUUAGCCUUAAAGUUUUAGGGCCAUGCAUUUUAGUCGCUAUGAUUUCAAAGAUCGCGUAUUAGUUCCUGACAUCCAAAAAAGUUAUUCAUUGUAGUCCUUUCUUAUUUUAUUUUUCAUUAUCGGUUACUCUAGAAAGAACUAAAGUAAAUGUUGCCAUUGUAUAUGAUCAUUAUUAACUUUUGUGGAAAACAAAGUAGCUUUUGUUAUGAUAACUUAUUGCUUAGUACUGCCUAUUCUAAGCUCUGUAAUUGUGUGACAGUGACUUUUAGUCUUUUAAAUGAGCCUUUGGUAUUCA